AACCUUCUGUCUAUUCUCUCUAUAAGAGAAGUUCUUGCAGGUUUCAUUCAUUUGAUUAAGGAAAGAAGCAUAGGGAAAGAAGGGUGAAAAUGAAGAAGAUGGUUGAUAACACUGCCACAAAGAAUCAGCUUCCUCAUCAUCAAGUUUUCGACAUAGAUGUUAUCCCACACAGCGGAUCCAAGUGCUACGACGAUGAUGGCCGCCUCAAGAGAACUGGGACGGUUUGGACAGCAAGUGCUCACAUAAUAACAGCUGUGAUUGGAUCCGGGGUUUUGUCCUUGGCUUGGGCCACUGCUCAGCUAGGAUGGGUGGCUGGUCCUACUGUGAUGUUCUUGUUCUCUUUUGUGACAUACUAUACUUCCACACUCCUCUCUGCUUGUUAUCGUACAGGGGACCCGGUCAAUGGCAAAAGAAACUAUACUUAUAUGCACGCAGUUCGAUCCAACCUUGGUGUAUCAAAGGUCAAAAUAUGUGGGCUAGUCCAGUACCUAAACCUCUUUGGUGUUGCCAUUGGCUACACAAUAGCAUCUUCUAUAAGCAUGAUGGCAAUCAAAAGGUCUAAUUGCUUCCACAGCAGUGAUGACAAAGAUCCAUGCCAUGUCAAUAGCAACCCAUAUAUGAUUGCAUUUGGCAUUAUUCAAAUCAUAUUCUCUCAAAUACCUGACUUUGAUCAGCUAUGGUGGCUCUCCAUUGUCGCUGCUGUGAUGUCCUUCACUUACUCAACAAUUGGUCUAGCCCUUGGCAUCGCCAAAGUAGCAGAAAAUGGAAAGAUCAGCGGAAGUAUGACUGGAAUAAGUAUUGGCGCUGUGACUCAAACCCAAAAAAUAUGGAGAAGCUUCCAAGCUCUUGGGGACAUAGCUUUUGCAUACUCUUACUCCCUUAUCCUUAUUGAAAUUCAGGACACAGUUAAAUCACCACCAGCAGAGUCCAAAACAAUGAAGAAGGCAACUCUAGUCAGUGUUGGAGUCACAACCCUUUUCUACAUGCUUUGUGGUUGCAUGGGUUAUGCUGCUUUUGGAGACACUUCCCCUGGAAACCUUCUCACUGGUUUUGGCUUCUAUAAUCCAUUUUGGCUACUUGACAUAGCAAAUGCUGCCAUAGUAAUCCACCUUGUUGGUGCAUACCAAGUUUAUUGCCAACCCCUUUUCGCCUUCAUUGAGAAAGAAGCAGCAAACAGAUAUCCAGAUAGUGAUUUCAUCACCAAAGAUAUCAAAAUCCCAAUCCCCGGCUAUGGCCACUACAAACUUAACCGCUUCAGAUUGGUAUGGAGGUCAAUUUUUGUGGUUGCAACCACUGUGAUAUCAAUGCUUCUACCCUUCUUUAAUGACGUGGUUGGACUUCUUGGAGCUUUGGGAUUUUGGCCUCUCACAGUCUACUUCCCUGUGGAGAUGUACAUAGCGCAAAAGAAGAUACCAAAGUGGAGCACAAGAUGGCUUUGCCUUCAAAUUCUUAGUGUUGCUUGCCUUAUCAUUACCAUAGCUGCAGCUGCUGGAUCAAUUGCUGGAGUUGUUAUUGAUCUCAAGUCCUAUAAGCCCUUCGCAACCAGCUAUUAGGUUGAAGUUCAAUGCUAGCUACCAACCAUUGACCAAAAAUUCUAAACAAAGGAAAAGAAUUGGUCUUUAGGAUUUCAAUUCCUCUUCAUGUUCAUGUUCAUGUUCAUGUUCAUAACAAGCUUAUUUAAUGAGUGAAGUUAAUUUUCAUGGUUGUUGCUCAAUAGACUUCUGUUAGUUUUUACUAUUUUUCAUCAAGAAAGGAAAGGGCAAGGAUCUUGGAUGUAUUUAUGUGGAAUGAUAGCACUAAUUUCUAUCGCAA
This is a messenger RNA of Quercus lobata, 1812 nucleotides long. Its product is annotated as amino acid permease 3-like. The record is from RefSeq and is a predicted model, not a curated record. Lineage: Eukaryota; Viridiplantae; Streptophyta; Magnoliopsida; Fagales; Fagaceae. The transcript has 7 exons. The coding region runs from base 90 to 1553 and encodes 487 amino acids.